Molecule: messenger RNA, 1649 nt
Organism: Aegilops tauschii subsp. strangulata
Lineage: Eukaryota; Viridiplantae; Streptophyta; Magnoliopsida; Poales; Poaceae
Product: protein WVD2-like 3
Biological process (GO): microtubule cytoskeleton organization
Molecular function (GO): microtubule binding
Source: RefSeq, a predicted model, not a curated record
ACCCCUCGAGCACGGGGGGAGCCACACAGCCAGGCGCACACACUCGAUCCCACACUCCCCCGCUCCCUCUCGGCACCGCGGCGAGCUAGCUAGCUAGCGGGGUUGGUGGAGCCGCUCCGCGCUCAAGAGGGGGAAGGCGACCCACGGUGGCGGAGGCAGGGGAGACCACCAGGCCGGUCGGGCCGGAGUCCAGCAGCAGCGGAGCGGAGCGGGCCGACCUCGUCCCGGCCACCCCUGUGCCCAUGGCGGCGAGCGGCGAGGGGGGCGGCGACGCGUCCGCGGCGGCCCGGCGCCGGUGGGAUCUCAGCACCAAAGGGGCGGAGAACAUUCCAAUGGUGAAAGAGGCUGCGGAAAUCUCUACAGAUGAAGAAUCAGAUGGUGUUGUUAUAUGCCCACCAGAUGGCAAUACUCGUGAUUGCGAGGAAGUUGUUAGCGGUAGUGAUCAUGAUAGUUCUCCAGAGGGCCAAGUAACUUCUGUAGAACCGGCCAUAGACGGAGAAACAGGGGAAGACAAGCUCAUAAACCAAGAUUCACUGAAGUUGAUCGAUCAAGAAAUGUCUGCUCUGCCUAAGUCACCAACAAAGGCUAGUAUGUCUGGAUCAGAGAAGUCCAAGCGUACUGUUCCUCAACCAUUCGCACUUUCAACUCAAAGAAGGGCUUCUGGUGGAGGAAAUGGUGCUGUGGCUCAUCCAUCCAGUAAUGGAGAAAAAUCUGGGCAAGGAAGCAGUGCCUCUCCAGCAAGCAUGAUAAAGAAGAGUACUCUGGUGACACCGAAGAAGAUGUCGCAAUCUGGCCUUACAUUUCAACCUCAAGAUGACGACUCCUGUUCAGUGACUUCUUCAACCACAGCUUCAGCACGAGCUGGCAGAACUAAGACAACCGUUGCCUUUGCUCCUACAUUUGUAUGUGACGACCGUGCUGACAAGAGGAAAGAGUUCUACACGAAAUUAGAAGAGAAGCACAAAGCUUUGGAAGCUGAGAAGAAUGAGGCUGAAACAAGGAAAAAGGAUGAGCAAGAAGCGGCUUUAAAACAACUAAGGAAGUCCUUGGUCAUCAGAGCAAAACCCAUGCCAAACUUCUACCAAGAAGGGCCCCCUCCAAAGGUUGAGCUUAAGAAGGUGCCUCCAACCCGUGCCAAGUCACCAAAGUUUACAAGGAGAAAGAGCACCGGCGACGGCUCACCGGCGACCCCGGAGGCGGCAAACACCAGCGCUGCAUCUCACAGGGCGCAUCGUCACAGCAUGGGGAACCCUAAAGACGCCAAGAAAGCGCAGUGCUCGCCGAAGAGCGGCGUAGGCGCCAAAGCCAGAGCUGUGAAACCCGUGAGCUGAAGGCCCUCUGAGAAGGAGGACCAUGGAGCAGCCAGACAAGCUCGAAUGUCGCUGUACAAACCCUAACUCAACGUUGUCUCCGCUGUCGUUGUGUUUCGCGGUUAAGUUGAUUCAUGUAAGGUGGAUGUCAGUCACUCGGUCGUUUGAUGCCCUCGACGAACAAUUUGAGAGCUGAACUUAUUGCAUUGCCCCGCUGGAUGUUUGCUUGCCUGGGUGGUUUGCUGAUUUGUCCCAUGUUCCAUGACCCCAUCUUGUCUGGUGUUGUGCUCAUGUUUGUAUUAUUGUCAUGGUUUGAAGUUUGCAAAUUUGCUCGGAGUA